Schistosoma bovis is the source of this 2996-nucleotide messenger RNA. NCBI's taxonomy places the organism in Eukaryota, Metazoa, Platyhelminthes, Trematoda, Strigeidida, Schistosomatidae. The record is from the annotation of a GenBank genome assembly.
CAAUCAUUUGAACCAUUUGAGCUGUGACUUGACCUAGACGGCGAAUUUCAUUCUUAAGGUCGUUAGACAUGCACAAGGUGGCAUCUGAAUUUGCAGUCUCAAAUGGAAUUCUUAAGGUGGUCGACGGAAACCCAUCUCUUUUAUCAUGUACACUUUUACCAUCUCCCGUACCAAAAGUAUUACUAUGUCGUGCUCAAUCAAUUCAAUGUGAUUUUAACUUGUUAUAUCACAGGGUUGCAAUGAAUCAUGAAUUUCUAUAUGAUGUGUUGAAGCCCGUUCUUGCUGUUGACCCUUAUCUUCGCUCAUUAUGGGGUAUAUAUUCACGAAUUCGAACUAACGAAAUUACUCAGGAUAUAGUGUUAGGAUUGAACCGAUCCGAUUAUAUGCUUCAUGUACAAGGAGAUUUAUGCGAUACUAAACGGACUUCUCUUGCGAACCGGUUACAAAGUACAGUAGUAGCCACUCAAUCUGAUAUUGAGACUCAAGAUGAAGCUUGGGAUGGUUUGUUGAUUCGACAAGUUGAAUUCAAUAUGAUUGCAUGUAGCUUUUGUGGUCUUGCUCAGCGUAUUGUUCCACAACAUCGUAUUUCCUUAUCUUUGCAUGGAAUUUCAAGCGAUUUAAAUAAUCGUGUACCUGAUUGCUUUUCUGCUGAUAGAUUUAGCGAAGCUUUAUUAUCUGCUUGUCGUAUGUAUGUCGAAGAUUGCUCUAGAAGAAAGUUAAUCACGUCAAACAUAUCUAUUCUUGUAGUUGUUGGUAAGAAUGAAAAAAAUAUUUAUGAUCAACGAGCAUUGAUUGGUUGUCUUCUACUGAAAAAUCCUAAAGUGAAUGUGUUAUAUCAUUCAUUUGAUUAUCUAAAAACUGGUCUAAAAUUGGAUGUGAAUUCCCGUUUAUUUGUAGACAAUCAAGAGGUAGCUGUUGUAUAUUUUAGAACUGGCUAUACUCCAGAUGCUUUCCCUGAUGACGAAACAUGGGAUGUGAAAUAUCAACUUGAACGGUCGUUAGCUAUCAAAUGCCCAUGCAUACAAUAUAUGCUUGCAAAUACAAAAAUAAUACAGGCCGCCCUAUCAAAACCGAAAUAUUUAUCUAGAUUUUUUAAUCCGGAUAGUUCAAGUUAUUUAAAUAUUUUAUCUACAUUCGCCCAUCAAUAUACAUUAGAUGAAGAAAUGGGAAUAUCGGAUUCCACUGAGAUUCAAUAUGUAAUUAACGAUUGUCUAUUAAGACCAGAUAAUUAUGUUUUGAAACCACAGAGAGAAGGUGGAGGGAAUAAUUAUUUUGGAGAGGAACUUGUUCAGAAAUUAAAGUCAAUUAUGAAUCAUUCUGAAAGAAAACUGUAUGUACUUAUGGAGCGUAUACAACCAUAUAUUUUUGAAAAUUCUAUAUUGAAUUCAACUUCAGCUUCUGGAGAAUUAAAUGUCAAGAAAAUGGUUGCUGAAUUGGGUAUUUUUGGUGCAAUUCUUGCUUUGUCAUUUUGAUUUUGAAAACCAAUGCAAAAUACUCUGUCAAUGAAUAAUUUACUUAGUGGUCGUUAAUUCACGUUUACUUCAUUUUAAAAAUUGGUAAAACUAUAAUACUGUCAUUUAUGAUACUAUUAUAGAGAUUCAAAUGAGUUAUAUUCUUUUAGAUUGAAGGAAUGUUGAUGGAUUAAAACAGGGAAUGAUUGCAUUACCCCGCAACUUAUUUUUGAUUUUCGAAGUUAUGAUUGGUGGAUUUUAUGUGGCAGCCAAACCAUGACAUGACAUCAGUCCAUGAAUCAUGGGCUACUGCCCAGACGUAUGUUGGUAGGUAUACACUACUUGUUUGGAUUUAGCAUGAGGUUAAAUAAUAAUGCUAAAAUCAAGCUCAUUUGUAAAGAUGCAUUCACUCUCCCUCUACCCAGAUCUAGAUUUUAAAAUUUGUGUUAUAUCUUUUAUUUCGGGGAUUCAUUUACCCUGUCACCCCUCGUGGAGGAGCAUAAGCCGCUCACCAGCACGAAUCUCUCUGUGCUUAUAUAAUACAGCAACAUGAGUCUAUGCACAUUUUUGCCAUUUCUUAUACUGCUUAUAUCUGUCAAAUUUUUCGCAAUAAGGUGUAAGUAAAAACAGAAUCUCUACUAAAUAAUAAAGGAAAUUCUUUGUGAAAAUACAAUUUAAAUUAUUAGAACCUAGAUGUUAGAAAGUAGAUAUGUCAAUCCACUUUAAUUAAUUUCAGAACAUACUUAUUUUGAGGUCUUUAUGUAACUGCUAAUGUGGUUUACUUUACUUAGUCGGACGAAAUUACAUUCAGUCAGCAAAAACGUAGAAAUUCGCAUGUAAGUACAUCAGUUCAGGUUGCAUUACCACAUUAGCACAGAGAUACAAUUGUCGAUCCACAUUCUAUAGUGGUAGAGGUAGAAAAAGUAUAAGCAGUAAUUAGAAAGAUUAUGGUUUGAUGAUGUUAUUCAAGGGGUGUUAUCCAGUGAAAUAAAUUUGGAAGGAGAAAAAAGAGACAUGAAAAAACUCCGAAGGUUAGAAUUCGAGAGAACACAAAAAGUGGAUGCGCCUGCGCCAUUGCAAAUGAUUUUGAGACAUGUCAUUCAAUGUCUCAGUUGCUAUCGUCUCGCGGAUCCCAACCAGUUAGUCUACACUUACCAACAUAGCUCAUUGCACUUGUCAGUGACUUCACAGAUUUGUAUCGUGUUUUGGUCUGGCCGCCCCUAGCUUCCUUCCAACCUACUCAUACACCAUAAAACAUCGCACGUCGGGGCAGUCGGUGGUUGGGCGUAGGUAACAUAUGUUCCAGACAUCUCAACUGAUGAAGUUUCGCUACGUUAUCAAUUGAUUUGGCAUCCUUACCUAGUACCCGUUUCCUAACAACAAUAUACGAGCAAUUCUUCGAAGACACCUAUGAUCGAAUACUAGUUGUGUUCAAGUAGAAAGCCUGUAAUUGAACUGUUCAUUGAUUUCUCUUACGAAUUGUAAUUUAAAUACUAUCCCAAUGCUUUUUCUUGUAAACAGGUGUAAAGAUGAAAUCUUCCUGAA